Molecule: messenger RNA, 240 nt
Organism: Aspergillus nomiae NRRL 13137
Lineage: Eukaryota; Fungi; Ascomycota; Eurotiomycetes; Eurotiales; Aspergillaceae
Exons: 2
Coding region: 1-240 (79 amino acids)
Source: RefSeq, a predicted model, not a curated record
AUGACCCCGCGGGAUCAGGGUGCCUUCGGGAUGAAUGACCCCCCAGGCGGAAUAUCCGAUGAGUUUAUCGGCAAGGCCGAUACUCACAUUACUUUGUGGGAAGUGAUUGGCCGAUCGAUCGUAGUUGCUAUGACACUGGCCAGGCGACGGGAGUGGAGACCUAAGCAUUCGACGGACGCACCUGUCGGACCGCGUAAAUGGUUUCCGACCAAGGAGACUAAGGCUCAAAGGAGAGAAUGA